Periophthalmus magnuspinnatus is the source of this 1271-nucleotide messenger RNA. Its product is annotated as malonyl-CoA-acyl carrier protein transacylase, mitochondrial-like. The coding region runs from base 115 to 1254 and encodes 379 amino acids. NCBI's taxonomy places the organism in Eukaryota, Metazoa, Chordata, Actinopteri, Gobiiformes, Gobiidae. The transcript is spliced from 5 exons. Gene Ontology annotation, molecular function: transferase activity. The record is from RefSeq and is a predicted model, not a curated record.
CUAUGUCAUGCCUAUUCACAUUAUACAUUUUUAUCUUUAUAACUAUGUGUGACUCACGUUUAAUCGUACGGGAUUGAUUUAUCAUACUCAAUACCAUCUCAGGAGCAUUGCCUCAUGUUUUCGUCCGCUAUCCGUUGCCUGAGUCCGACUCCUAAAAGGAGACUCCAAUGUGUCUUCUCGUUGGUGAGAGGAUUGUCAAGUGAACAGCCAAGCUCCGGUCCUGAUGAAGCACGUAAUACCACUGCAAAUGGAGACACUUCUGCGAUUAAACUCAGACCGCGAAAAGACCCCAGUCACUGCUCCGUGCUGCUGUUCCCCGGGCAGGGCAGCCAGUUUGUGGGCAUGGGACGAGGACUUCUGAAGUACCCCAAUGUCAGCGAAAUGUUUACUGCAGCCCAAAGAAUCCUCGGAUAUGACCUGUUAAGCCUUUGUUUGGAAGGACCUGAAGAGGAGCUCAUGAAAACCGUACACUGCCAACCUGCUGUAUUUGUCAUUUCACUGGCAGCUGUAGAGAAACUAAACUAUCUCAACCCUAAGGCCAUUGAGACAUGUGUCGCUGCAGCAGGUUUUAGUGUUGGAGAAUUUGCUGCGUUAGUAUUCUCAGGGUCCAUGACAUUUGAAGAAGCUCUAUAUGUGGUAAAGGUGCGUGCUGAGGCUAUGCAGAAGGCUUCAGAGAUGGUACCCAGUGGGAUGCUAUCAGUGAUUGGCAAACCUCAGGCACAGUAUAAGUUUGCAUGUCUACAGGCCAGAGAGCACUGCAAAACCCUGGGAAUUGAUAAUCCUGUGUGUUCUGUGGCCAACUACCUAUUCCCUGAUGCCAGGGUCAUUGCUGGACAUCAACAGGCUUUAGACUUUCUACAAAAGAACUCCAGGCAGUUAAAUUUCAUGAGGACCAAAGUGCUUUCUGUCAGUGGGGCUUUUCACACAGAGUUGAUGGAGUUUGCUUUGGCACCACUCAGAGAAGUACUCCGCCAGGUGGAGGUGCGUCGUCCAGAGAUCAACGUGUACUCAAAUGUGGAUGGCAAACGCUACAUGAAUGAGACCCAUGUCCGGAAACAGUUGGUGAAGCAGCUUGUGUCGCCAGUGAAAUGGGAGCAGACUUUGCAUGAGAUCUAUGAAAGGACACAAGGACAUUUGUUCCCAGACACGUAUGAAGUUGGUCCUGGAAAACAGUUGGGUGCCACGCUUCAGAAAUGCAACAGGAAAGCUUUCAAAACAUAUACACAAAUGGAUGUUACUGACUUGGAAAAUUAAAUGGGGAAUUUCUUAAA